Messenger RNA from Engraulis encrasicolus (European anchovy), 1891 nucleotides. RefSeq lists its product as uncharacterized. The record is from RefSeq and is a predicted model, not a curated record. The transcript is spliced from 3 exons. Lineage: Eukaryota; Metazoa; Chordata; Actinopteri; Clupeiformes; Engraulidae. Bases 45 to 1313 code for a protein of 422 amino acids.
UUGGACAAGAGAAGCCUGACUGCAGCUGUCUGGUAGCCAGGUUAAUGCAAGCACUGCCCAGCGUUCCUCAUCAGCAAACAGCUAAUUUUACAACGUUUGCGAAAUCAAGCUCUUCUACCGAAGUUGCAAAUGUCUUCUCUCAGCUCAUGACCUCCCAGGUCAUUGACAUGAUCGACUCAGAGAUGGCAAAACAUCUUGAUCAGAAGAAAGAAUUAACUCUGGAUGAAGCAAGGAUCCUGUCAACAACACCUGACAAAGAUGAGCCUGUGCUUGGCAAACUCCGUAGCCCUGAUUCCCAAGGUGGUUUGAUGUCAAGGCUCCUCAAAAGGUUCCUCUCAGAGUUCAAAUCGGCUGAUUUGCCUGUCCAUGGUGCAGUUGAUGAUGUCACAGCUUUAGCAUCCACCAGUGAGAAGACACAGUCUGCAUCCGCCAAACUUGAAGAUGUGCUAGGGCUCUUCACAAGUGUGAUGGUUCACAGAGUGCUGGAGCUCCUUGAUGCCGACUUGGAAGGGAAACAGGGCGGGGACCUUGACCUGCCAAAGGGAGUUUAUGACACAGACACGAGGCCUCCGAGUGCACUCAGCAUUCCUUUCAGCUCUACAGCUCCUUCCAUGCCAUACUCAGAUUCCACCAUCACUGAUAUAUACAAGUAUGUGACUGCCCGUGACAAACAGUUCAUCUCUGCUGCGUGCAAGCAUCCUGGAGACACCAAUGACAAUGGCUGUUUGGUCACAGCACUGGUACUGCGUCUGUUGACAAAGAUGCAAGACCAGCAGACCGGCUGUGCGGAUGCUAAAUCAGACACCCAGAAGCUGCUGGAACGGCUCUUGCUCGAGUUCACCAACGCAUCAGGCGCUCUGGAGUUCAGCGCGUAUGAGAACAACGCCAAACUGCAGGCAUUCUACCGCACCCUGAACACACGCCUGUUGAGAAACUUUGGAUCGCAGGGCAUCCUGCAGAGACCAGUGGAUGUAAAUGACUCAUCAUUUGAUGACCUGCUGAUGUCAGCAUUGAGCAAGGAGCUGCUGAAACAGUGCGAUGCGGAGGCCACGGCUGGCACAUCAGCCCCAGGUGCCCCACCCCCCCCUGAGCCUCAGACAGGAAGCACAGGCAGCAAGACACGCAAGAGGUGGUUCAGCUUCAAGAUUCCAAAGAGACACAGCAAAACGAAAGUGUCUCCCUCUGACGCCAUUUCUCCUGACACCAAUCAGAGUAACAACGCUGAUGCGGCUGUGCCUGUCCAGAAGCCUCAUAAACGCGCGAUGUUCAUCAGGUUGUUCGCGUGUUGCUUCAAAGGCUCAGAGGAAUCCUGAACCCCCUUCCCUUCUCCCAAACCUCCCCCAACUCCCACUGUAUCCCCAAAUUCCCUCCAUAUCCCUCCAUAUACCCCAACUCCCACAUCCUCCCAAAAAACACACACUCACACACGCACACGCACAGACCCUCAUACAGACACACCUACAAACACAAUCGCAGACACAGACACACACAAACACGUGGGUGCGCGCGCACACACACAGAGACACAGACACAGAGACACGCAAUGGUGAUCCUAAGAUGACUGGCGGCCCAGACAAAGCCCCCUCCGGUGCCCCACCUCCAACCUCCCCUGCAAUUUUUGGGGGAAAAUUGGUGAAAAAAACGUCCCGUAACAUCUGAAAAGAAGGUAUUACUGUGUUAUUAUUGCAAUAGUGUAGUAAUAGCACAGAAAUAACAUGUUAAUAGCGCUAGUUGGCGAUUUUUUAGAUGUCGUCGGGGGCAGUUUUGUGAUGGUGCCGCCAACAUGCGGGUGCCACCCCGCUCAAUUGCCUAGUUGGCCCACCCCUAGGACUGCCCCUGCAGACACACAAACAUGAACACACAGUUGCACGUACACACACACACACACACA